AUGGCCAACCCAAAAGUUUAUUUUGACAUAUCUAUCGGAAGUUCAAAUGCAGGCCGAGUUGUCAUGGAACUGUACAGCAGUGUCGUUCCAAAGACAGCCGAGAAUUUCAGGGCCCUGUGUACUGGUGAGAAGGGAUUUGGUUACAAGGAUUCGACAUUCCAUCGUGUCAUUCCUGGUUUCAUGUGUCAGGGAGGGGACUUCACAAGAGGUGAUGGAACUGGUGGCAAAAGUAUUUAUGGUAACAAAUUUGAAGAUGAGAACUUCCAGUUGAAGCACACUGAACCUGGCAUACUGUCCAUGGCUAAUGCUGGGAAAAAUACCAAUGGCUCACAAUUUUUCAUCUGUACUGCCAAGACUGAAUGGUUGGACAACAAGCAUGUUGUUUUUGGCAAAGUAGUUGAAGGAUAUGAUGUCAUUAAAAAGGUAGAAAGUUAUGGCUCACAAUCUGGAAAAACCAAAGAAGCUAUCAAGAUUGCCAACUGUGGCCAAUUGUAA
This is a messenger RNA of Helobdella robusta, 495 nucleotides long. RefSeq lists its product as hypothetical. Gene Ontology annotation, cellular component: intracellular membrane-bounded organelle. The record is from RefSeq and is a predicted model, not a curated record. Gene Ontology annotation, biological process: protein folding; protein peptidyl-prolyl isomerization. The coding region runs from base 1 to 495 and encodes 164 amino acids. NCBI's taxonomy places the organism in Eukaryota, Metazoa, Annelida, Clitellata, Rhynchobdellida, Glossiphoniidae. The transcript is spliced from 5 exons. Gene Ontology annotation, molecular function: peptidyl-prolyl cis-trans isomerase activity.